GUUUAACCCGCCCGCCUCAUUACACUGCAAAGCAGCUCAGAAGAACGAGCGAAUACAUUUCAUUUCACAGCAAUGGAGGUUGAAGAUGGCGGUGGCGUUUCGAAUUGUGUGAUUCAACUGAGGGACGGUCCCCAGAGGCUGAGGGAGAAGGUCUACGUUGGCUGCGGGGCAGGGUUCGGAUGCGAUAGGCCAUCUGCGGCACUGAAGUUGCUGCAGAGAGUUCCCGAGUUGAACUAUCUCGUCCUUGAAUGCUUAGCGGAACGCACUCUUGCUGAUCGCUUCCAAGCUAUGGUCUCUGGCGGCGAUGGCUAUGAUCCUCGUAUUUCUGUUUGGAUGUCUAUGCUACUCCCUUUAGCAGUGGAGAGAGGGACUUGCAUUAUAACAAACAUGGGUGCAAUGGAUCCUAUUGGGGCACAGGAGAAAGUUCUGGCUAUUGCUAGAGAAUUGGGGUUUGGUGUUUCCGUUGCUGUUGCCCAUGAGGUUUCCUACACUGGAUCAGGUAUAAUAUGUUGCUUCUGGGGACUCACUAGGGAAGACAUCGUUGGAAGGUGUAAGAAUCUGGGUAUUAGCACCUAUCUUGGAGCCUCUCCCAUCGUCCAAUGUCUUGAGAAGUACCAUCCAGAUGUUGUAAUUACUUCACGGGUUGCGGAUGCUUCCUUGUUCUUAGCACCAAUGGUUUAUGAACUUGGCUGGGACUGGGAUGACUUAGAUAAGCUAGCUCAAGGAUCUCUGGCAGGCCAUCUCUUAGAAUGUGGUUGCCAACUCACUGGGGGAUACUUCAUGCAUCCAGGUGAUAAGUAUCGCGACAUCUCCGUCACUUCUCUAUUAGAUGUUUCUCUUCCUUAUGCUGAGAUAUGCCACAAUGGUGAACUCUGUGUGGCAAAGGCUAUUGAUAGUGGUGGGGAAUUAAGUUUAAAUACUUGUGCCCAACAACUCCUUUAUGAGGUUGGAGAUCCAUCUGCUUAUGUCACCCCCGAUGUGGUAAUUGAUCUUCAGGACGUUUCAUUUCACUCAUUAUCAAGUAGUAGAGUUCUUUGUACUGGAGCUAAACCCUCGACCACAUUGGGACCUGAAAUGCUCCUGCGUUUGAUUCCCAGGGAUUGUGGAUGGAAAGCAUGGGGGGAGAUAUCCUAUGGGGGAUACAAGUGCGUGGAACGUGCUAAAGCUGCUGAGUAUCUGGUCCGUUCUUGGAUGCAAGAGGCAUGCCCUGAUGUUGAUUGCAAAAUAGCAUCGUAUAUUAUUGGGCUUGACAGUCUCAAGGCAACCGCCAUCCAUGCUGAUGCUUCAGCACUGAACAGUGAAGACAUCCGGUUGCGCAUGGAUGGACUAUUUGAGUCGAAAGAUCACGCAAUCCAAUUCACACAUGAGUUCACUGCUUUGUAUACAAAUGGACCUGCUGGAGGCGGUGGCAUUAGCACUGGACACAAGAAAGAUAUAAUUCUCGGGAAGGAACUGGUGGCCCGUGAAAAUGUCUUCUGGCGCACUGGAAUUAAGCACACCAAACGAACGGCCUCAAGUGAUGAAGAAGAAGUUGCACCAAGAAAUGUGGCAAGAACUGGAGAUCACGACGAGGCCUUAUCCCAACAACGAAGUAGCACCCCUGGAAACAGUCGAGCAUUUGCUUCACCAACCCCGAGACCUGCUCCUGCGGGCCAGAAGAUCCCAUUGUACGAGGUGGCACAUAGCAGAGCUGGGGAUAAAGGAAACGACUCGAACCUCUCUCUCAUACCGCACUUUCCUGGAGACGUUGAGAGGUUGAAGCUGAUCAUAACGCCAGAGUGGGUGGCCAAAGUUCUGUCCCCUCUCCUGAACGACUCAUCGUUUCUGGACGCUGAAGGUGUCCUGGAGAGAGAUACAAGAGUCGGCGAACAAGUAGGCGUGGAGAUAUAUGAAGCGAGGGGGAUCCGUGCUCUGAACAUCGUGGUGCGGAACAUUCUAGAUGGUGGAGUCAACUGCUCUAGGAGGAUCGACAGGCAUGGUAAGACCAUGUCGGAUGUCUUGCUUUGUCAGCAGGUUGUGUUGCCUCCAGAGAAAAGUGGGCUUUUAAGUUUUCUGCCGCAAAAAUGGGCGUAAAACGUCGAUGGAUGUGAGGUUUCAGAUAUCAGUUUGUGUCCAGAACUUUAUCAGGAAAAUUUGGGAUGUCUUCGUGACGUCUCCUUCUGUUAUAGGUCGAUAUCUUCCUUGGAUCAUGCUAUAAGGAAGUUGAGAUGGAGCAACGCGUCUGAAUUUGAACUUCACUUGGCUGUGAAAUACAAGAUUUGUAGUUACUACUGAGUGAGCAGUGAGCACUAUAUUAUUAUUAUUAUUAUUAUUAUUAUUAU
Molecule: messenger RNA, 2321 nt
Organism: Linum tenue
Lineage: Eukaryota; Viridiplantae; Streptophyta; Magnoliopsida; Malpighiales; Linaceae
Source: the annotation of a GenBank genome assembly